GGCGGUAAUGCACCUUUAGCUGAUUUGCCAACCGCCAUUAAAACAAAAAGAAGAAGAAGAAGAAGCAGAAGCAGACGAUUCUAAAAUGGCGACUUCCUUAGGUUCUAACACGUACAACAGACAGAAUUGGGAAGAUUCUGACUUCCCUAUUCUCUGUCAGACAUGUUUGGGAGAGAAUCCAUACAUCCGAAUGACCAAAGAAAAGUAUGGCAAAGAGUGCAAGAUCUGUGCACGUCCCUUUACCGUGUUCCGCUGGUGUCCUGGGGUCAGGAUGCGUUUUAAGAAGACAGAGGUGUGUCAGACCUGCAGUAAGAUGAAAAACGUUUGUCAGACCUGCCUGCUGGAUCUGGAGUACGGUUUACCCAUUCAAGUCAGAGACACAGGGCUGUCGGUUAAAGAUGACAUGCCAAGAUCGGAUGUGAACAAAGAGUACUACACCCAGAACAUGGAGAGAGAGAUUGCAAACUCUGAUGGCACACGGCCAGUCGGUGCACUGGGUAAAGCCCCCAGUGCCAGUGACAUGCUAUUGAAGCUCGCUCGCACCACUCCUUACUACAAGAGGAACAGACCUCACAUCUGCUCUUUCUGGGUGAAAGGAGAAUGCCGUAGGGGAGAGGAGUGCCCUUACAGGCAUGAGAAGCCCACUGAUCCAGAUGAUCCGCUGGCUGAUCAGAACAUUAAGGACCGCUACUAUGGCAUUAAUGACCCGGUGGCUAAUAAGCUGUUGAAGCGAGCCUCCACCAUGCCUAGGUUAGACCCACCUGAGGACAAGUCCAUCACCACACUCUACAUCGGAGGCCUAGCAGAUACUAUUACAGAUUCAGAACUCAGGAACCAUUUCUACCAGUUUGGGGAGAUCCGCACGAUCACCGUAGUGCAGAGGCAGCAGUGUGCCUUCAUCCAGUUUGCCACGCGUCAGGCUGCUGAGACGGCCGCUGAGAAAUCCUUCAACAAGCUCAUCAUUCAUGGCCAUCGUCUUAAUGUCAAAUGGGGCAGGUCCCAGGCAGCACGAGGAAAAGAUGGCGAAAAGGAAGGCGUGACUGAGAGUGGGAUCAGACUGGAGCCUGUGCCUGGCCUCCCAGGAGCAUUGCCUCCACCACCCGUCUCCACCGAUGACAUCUCGGCUAACUAUUUCAACUUGGCACCUAACACCGGCCCUGCAGUCAUGAAUUUAGGAAUCCCUCCUCCCCCUGGAGUAGCCAUGCCUCCACCCCCAGGUUUUGGCCCCCCUAUGUACCCCUCCAUGGAUCCUAUGGCCCCUCCUAUGCCACCUCCAAUGACCAUGAGGCCUCCAGGCCAGGUGCAUUAUCCUUCCCAGGAUCCUCUGCGUAUGGGUGCCCAUGCCAGUCGCCACGGAGGCUCCUAGAAUGGAAGGAAGCUAUCUCUCUAUGCUGAUGUGUAUAGCAGUGAAGAAGACUCUGCCGUUUUGCCAAUGCCCCCCAUUUCUGGAGUCGUUUUAUAUCAGUAACCUUUUAAGAACUUGGUGAACUUUUAGUAGUGUUCCUGCUAUUAUAGAAGUAAACAUCUAAACUAAUUAUAGGCAGAUUAAAAUGAUAGGACAUACCUCGUUUGUAAUGCUUUUAUAUUUGGAAUUUGAGGUUUCCAAAUGCAGAGAGGAUAGUGGUGUUUUUUUUGUUGUUUUUUUUAAAAGAAAGGUGGAGUAAUUCUUUUUUACAGCCCUGUGUAAAAAGCAAAAAUACACUUGCAGUGACCAAUAAAUACCACAUGAGGACAUUGCUGACCGUUCCUGUAGUCCCUGUUAGCAACCAAACCACCAGUGAUCAGUAUUGAGAACUGAUUUGUCAAAUAAAAGAAACACAAGACUUAUCAAAUAUA
This is a messenger RNA of Ictalurus punctatus (channel catfish), 1836 nucleotides long. RefSeq names its product RNA binding motif protein 22 (gene rbm22). The transcript is spliced from 11 exons. The record is from RefSeq and is a predicted model, not a curated record. Gene Ontology annotation, molecular function: metal ion binding; U6 snRNA binding; pre-mRNA binding. Bases 86 to 1366 code for a protein of 426 amino acids. Gene Ontology annotation, cellular component: U2-type catalytic step 2 spliceosome; U2-type catalytic step 1 spliceosome; Prp19 complex. Lineage: Eukaryota; Metazoa; Chordata; Actinopteri; Siluriformes; Ictaluridae.